Molecule: messenger RNA, 3825 nt
Organism: Ornithorhynchus anatinus (platypus)
Lineage: Eukaryota; Metazoa; Chordata; Mammalia; Monotremata; Ornithorhynchidae
Gene: ETAA1
Product: ETAA1 activator of ATR kinase
Exons: 6
Coding region: 66-2804 (912 amino acids)
Source: RefSeq, a predicted model, not a curated record
GCCCCGCCGGCGCCCCCGGCCCCUCCCCCCCCGCCAGGCGGGGAUGUGCAGCCCGUCCGUACGCCAUGGAAACAAGUUCGUAUAAGACACCGAAGAGAUCGCUGAAGACGAGGUUACGGUCUUCUACCUUCAGUUCCCCGUAUAACGAUACCGAUGCUCAGCAGGAAAUAUUCUGGGAUCCGACUUCUCCAACUACGUAUAAAUUAGAUAAAAGAAGAAAGAAACAAGCCGACAGGAAAUCUACUGUUGAAAUUUCGGAAAUCGUUAAUCGAAUCGCUCCUCAGGAUGAAAGACCAGUCAGAGACACCCUUCUAGACAUUUGGAUCGGCGAGGAUGCUAUUCCAUCCACUCCUAGUGUAGCCAAAGUAAGGUCCCGCACAAAAGCCAGCUGUACAAGGCUGAAAGCACAAAAUGGUGAAGAGGAACUUAUGAAGUUAGCCAAGCAAUUUGAUAAAAACAUGGUUGCGCAAGAAGCAAUCCAGGAGGAAGACCACGAAAGCCAUGAUGUUAUCCAGACAAGUUUAGAGACAGAGACUUUAAAUAAUUAUACAGAUGAUGCGCAGACACAGGAUCUGCAGUCGUUCCCUGAUGAAGUUCCCGAAACAAGUAUCGCUUUAUCCUUAAAGGCGAGGAAACAGAGCGCCGACAACGCUGCGGCCGAACGUUGUCCGAAUACCAUUCAGAAGGCGUAUGAUCCGAACGCUGAAGCAGCCCUCACUGCCCUUUUUGAUGGCUCUACCCAGAAGUGUAGCGGAUUGUUAAGCCAAGAUCUGCCAGACGUUUCCUCGAGUGCCGGGGUUAGCCAGAGAAAUAACAGCACUCUAAUAGAGGAGAAACCAAUGAACCGUGGGGAACUCGCUGAUGUAGAUUUACCUCAGAAGGACAGCACGACCACAACAGUUACUUCAAAAAUGGACACUGUAGCAAAGGAAACACCAAAAAUAUCUUCUACGCCCAAAUCAUCAACUUCCAAUAAACCUACCCAAGAUCAAACUAACAGUGACUUUGACGAUGAUUGGGAAGAUUGUUUCCUUCAACAUAACUCCCUGGAGCUGCAAACUGCUGAAAAUCCCGAACUGACGACCACUCCUAGACGUUCUCGCACAGCUCAUCCGGAGGCCAACCGGACCCCUACCUCCAAUGAGAGUAAGGAAACUAAAGCAAGAAUAAGUCGAACUUCGGUAGUUGGGGUCACGAACAUCCAGGAUGUCACUUCGGAGACAAACAGCAGAGAUGUAAAUGGAAUUGCAAAAUCCCUCUUUUCAAAGAAGCCGCGUGAUGAAGAAAACGUCGUGGUUCCCCAUGGCAGUAAUAUUAAAACCGAUGAGAGAACCAUCCAUAUCGGAAGCGUUCCCGACAGAGUUAGCCAUUCUACUCCAUCGGGUUCAAAGGUUAAUGCAAAGGAAGAGAGCAAACCUGAAGCCGGUCAGAGUAGGAAUGCUUCUGUAAGAGAGUCUACCUCAGCUUCUGGACAACUUCAACACGGAGGAGAUCGAAAAAGCACAUCUACCGUUUUCCGUAAUUCUUCAUUUAAUGUAUCUGCUACUGUAAGUGCUUAUGGCUCAAGUAGGGCUAAUAAAGAAACUCUGUGUCCCUUCACUCAGAGUGAGACACAACAGCAGGCUCCCGAGGGGUUGGAAGGCUCCGGUGAAGUUACAGAGAGGUGUCAUAAGCCGGAGAGUUGGGAAUUAAAUGACGUGGAUGAUGAUGUGCUGUACCAAGUGUGUGAUAAUGUUGAGAAACUGACUAAGCAACAGAACUGUCAACAGGAAGGUAAAGAAAGCGAGAGCAUGGAUAAAGCCGGUGAUAUUUCCAAGACGGGUUCCGACAGUGGUCUGACUUCAACGAAACCAGGACAGCCUAACCACCAGUCGAUAGACAGACUUAACGUGCACCGGAAUGUUUCUUCUUUGCUAAAGAGCUGUCAGUCAGAGAGCAUAAGUACAAGCGGUAACAAAGUGAACUGUGGAAAAUCAGUAACCACGAAAGGCGUUUCCACAGAUGUAGGUACCCAGUUCGAGAAUCCACGUGGUCAGACCCAGAGUCAGCGUGUUCCUGGGAAUGUGCCAGUGAAAGUGAACACAUCCUGUGCUGUUCCUAUCCAUCGGUUGACACCACAUGCUCACAUGAACCAAAACGGCAUUUCUUCUUCGAUAAAUAUCUCCUGGUCAGAAAGGUUAAGCCCAAAUGGGACCUUAUCACACUGUGGAAACUCAGUAAACACUCCAUGGAUUCCCAAAGCCACACGUGCCCAAUGCAAGAACCUACAGUAUCAGAACUUCGGGCAGCAGAUUUCUGACACUGUUCCAGUGAGGGUGAACGCAUCCUGUUCCAUUACUAGCGGUAGGCCUAUUCCACAUCUACAAGAAAGCGGUAACGAUCAUAACGUAAGGACCGGUGUUCCAGGUUACGAUGGACAAUUACAAAAUCAGAACCUUUCACGUAAGAGAACAACCCCACAUACCACCUAUGGUAAUAAGACAUCGGUUGCACCACCCAAGUACACUUUCACCAAGAUUGAAAAUACUCUGGUUCAGGUUAAUUCCGGUAGCGCUAUCAAAAUGGUACCGCAGACUUUAAAGGAAAGUACAGAUCAAUCCACCGAAUCUUUACCUGGGAAGGAAUCGGUUCCUCGACAUCACUGUUUGAAGAGACAGCUUUCCGAAUCUUCCACGAGGGCUUCCUCAGGGACCGAAGAAGAGAGUAAAAAAUAUUCCGAAGAGCAAAUUCAAAGGAAACGGCAAGAGGCGCUAGCACGAAGAAAGUCCAAAUUACAGAGCUCCCUGGGAAAUUCUCCCACUUAAUUUUUUGGACAUUCGAGUCAGCGGUUAAAUCAGAGGUUAAAGGUCUUCACAUCUAUCUGUGAUAGGAAAUGUUGGUGGUUUCUUUUGUUUCUCCGUGAGAAAUGUAAUGCUAAAUUAUAAGCGUGGACUUCUAUUUUAUUAUUUAAUAAAUCAGUGUUUACAAUUGUAAACAACCCCUUCUUCCAAAAUGUCUGUCCAUAUAAUAUAAUUUGUUGCAUUUGGAUGGACCAGUGGCACAAUUCACUGUUAUUGGUCAGUUAUUUUUGUUCUUGACUGAUUUGACUCUCAACUACUGCCUCGAUCCCCUUCCCCCAAUUGCCUCUCUCUCCCUAAACAACUCCUAAAAGAUCAUGUUCACGUGGCCCAACUCAGUCUUUUUCCAAUGUCCCUAGUUGGGUCUCGUUGAGCUCAAUCGCCAGGCUACGGGAUGAAGAGGCGUAGUGGAAUCCGGGGACGUAUUCAGGACUGGAGAAUGGACACAAGCAAAAUUCGGUGCCAUACUUAUCGGAAAUACACAGACAAUAGGCCCGGACUCUCUUAUAUGCUCAAGGGGUGUGAAUUUUCUUCAGUCCCUUACUCACCUAAACGUUCCGAUCACUGUGUGGUUGAUAAGAGAAUGCGUAUCAUGGUGGAUAGCAGAAAAAGAGCGAGCAAAUUAAGUCUGAAGUAUGAGGAGACGGAAAACGUGGAUGUGGGCCACAGGCAGCUGCAGUCUCCUAAUAAAUGAUUGCUGAUCUCGGGAAACUCAGGAAAGAAAGCUGUGACUCAAUUGGGAGGGAAAAAACUCCUCUCGUGCGUCUUGGAAAACCAUUUCGGAUCUGAAUAUUUUGGAAAGGUAUUUCCUGAAAAGCGUGUCCUAGAAAGAGGUAGUGUCCAGAAAAGUUUUGUGGUUGAGGGGAUGCUAGUCUACGGAAGAACAGGUUUUCCCUUUUUAAUAUAAUUUGCUACGCUGCUUAAGGUUUAAGUCUCUCUUGAUACUCUUGCAUUUUCAUUGAAGAGGAAAAUAAAAAUUUUUAAAAAG